Molecule: messenger RNA, 1072 nt
Organism: Grammomys surdaster
Lineage: Eukaryota; Metazoa; Chordata; Mammalia; Rodentia; Muridae
Product: interstitial collagenase A-like
Exons: 4
Coding region: 104-499 (131 amino acids)
Source: RefSeq, a predicted model, not a curated record
CUACUUUCGGGUAAUUAGCUUCCUUCCAGAACCUUUGAUCAAUGUGAUAGAUCUUAUCUGGCCAAAUCUGCCAGGUAAAUUUGAUGCUGCUUAUGAAGCUAGUAUGGUAGAUGAACUCCGCUUUUUCAAAGGCAGUAAAGUCUGGGCUGUUCAGGAAAAGAAUGUACUGGAAGGAUUCCCCAAGGACAUCCACAGCUUCUUUGGCUUCCCUAGCAACGUGACACACAUUGAUGCUGCUGUUUCUGAGGAAGAGACUGGAAAAACAUAUUUCUUUGUUGACCACAUGUACUGGAGGUAUGAUGAAAAUACCCGGUCCAUGGAUCCAGGUUAUCCUAGAUUAAUAGCAGAAGACUUCCCUGGAAUUAAUGAUAAAGUUGAUGAUGUCUUCCAGAAAGAGGAUAAUUUCUAUUUCUUCCACCAAUCAAUCCAACACAGAUUUAACCUCCAAACAAGAAGAAUUGAUGAUUCUGGUGAUUCUAGUACUUGGUUCAACUGCUAAAAUAUAGGCAACCCAAAACCAAGUUAAUGAAAACACAUAUUCCAUGAUCUUAAAGAAGAUCUUUUGCUGAAGAAUCAAAUACUUUUGUAUUUUAUUUACCUUUCAGAACUUCUGAUACAGAGAGCGACUAAGUACAAAUUAAUUAUAUUUUAUAAACUUUCACAAUUUAUAGUAUAAUGUUUGUUGAACUAAAACAGUUUAGUUCCACAAUUGACAGCCCAAGAAGUUCAUGUCAUGGUUGAAGAGUCACUGAAGAAGGACAUUUAUUCAGUGGAUGACUCUCACUGUGAUGCUAGGGCUCAUCUUUCAAGAGAGGAGGGUCAACAGAGAAGCUCUUCCCAGAGCAAACGUGGCUCUGAACACAGGAACAGGUACUCAAGAGGAAACACAUUGCUGCUUUGGUUGUGGUAUUUAAGGGAGGAUCUUACAGUCCAGUGGACUCUGAAUUCUUCUAUCUCUUAUUCCCACAUUCUGGCAUUCUGUAAUGCCUAUUGUGCCCAGCUAAGAGACAUUUCCUGUCCAAAAGUAUUUGAUACUUAAAUAAAGCCACUCUUGUCUCUAAUGUUUUACAAG